AAACAUCACUUCUGGUUUUAAUGUAUGUUAUAACAGUAGUCGUUCAUUUUCCCAGAAUAAUUUUACGUUCAAUUAAAAGACAGAGGCAGUCAACGCUUUUUAGGUUACGAAGCGACUGACUCAGCGACGCGCAACCAACUUCACUUCGAUCUUUAUCGAUAGGCGAAUAACUUCACUCUGUAUACUUCUUGUCAUACUAUACUAUAUGCGGCGAGUGACUGGGCAUCUAUUCGUGUCCGACGGUAUGAAUAUUUUAUUAAACGAAGCCUUCUCAUACCAGCGGGUGAGUGCACCUAGGAUCUAUAUGGAAUUCUCAUUGGAAUUUAGUGUCAGGGCGAAUUCCACGCUGCUUCCAUUUAAUGCAGAGGAGUUUACGUCUGGGUGUAACGUUAACGGUAACGCCGACAGUAACGAGAUUCUGCAGUCUGACAAUGCCAACUGGGUCAGGAUAUUCAAUAAAUACGUAAAACUGACAGGUCAGAUUUAUUCGCUGAGACUCGAUGACGCAUCCUGUCAUAAAUAGUGACCAGUUAUUUAUCAAGACGACGAUUGGAUGAUGCUAGUCGAUAUUUAACUAGGGUUUGGACAAUCUUUGGUAAUAAAAUAUAUUUCAAGACUUUUCAUCGAGGGCAGCGCCAUGAGCUCUUCAACUUGUCAUUAUCGGGAUCUGUUAUAUCGACUUGCAGACGGGAGGUGAUACACGAGUGCUUCGCGAAAGUUGGUUAAGGGUUAUUAUUAUAUUUCGUACAUGAGGGUUGCUCGAAGGCCAUUAGGCUUUAAGAAGAUUUAUAUUUUAAUGAAACUGAAUGCUUAUAUGCUUUAAGGGUAUUAUUCUGACCUAAUUUGACUUUGCUAUAUCCUUCCUGUCCUCGUUUGCACCCUUCACUGUGUAUGGGAUUAAAGGGAAAUAUUCCCUGAAUGAUAAUUAGUGGUAUUGUGCCAAGUGGAUGAGUGAAAAAAAAAUCUUUCUCAAAAUCCUCAUGAGUGUCGCUCACGUGUUACACGUGACAUGCAUACGUAUACUUUAUGAAUCCCUAAAACAUGAAUAAAUUACGUAUUAUAAUUGCAUAAAAAAGGAAUCUGUCUCCGAUGAAAUUACGAACAUACAAUUAGAAAAUUAGAAAAAAUUUUAAAAAUUCUUAUUUCUUCUGUUAAUUACCAUUAUGUGUAUUGAUAAUUCUUGUGACGAUCAAAGUUAUUGUUAUUACUGGCCAAUUGAAAUCGCAUGACUGUCAACCCGGUUCGACUACUCAAUAGAGCAACCAACUACUUCCGAUUGAGAUACAUUGCCAUUCCCCAUAACAGAAUAUUACCAUUGUCUCGGUUGGACAAUACAGCACUCAGCAGAGACUCCCUCGUUAUCCAAUCGCCAUAAUCCAAUGGUCUAUUUACAUAUUGAAAUUUAUCAUGUAUACAAUUCUCUUAUUUGCGAACAAUUGUACGUACAUCAUUAACCUAAUGAUAACAAUACGUCUGUCAAUAUUCGUAUAUCUACUGAGCAGCUAGCGAAUACAACAAACGUCUAUAUAACCAUAGCCGAUAAAAUAAUGUACAUUCUCAAUGUAACCGUGAGUACUCGCAUAAAAUAUUAUUCUGACUAAAACAGAAAUCAAGCCCUAAUUUAAUUUCCAAUCGGCACUGGCCACCAAGGAAACAAAUAAUAAAAUAUUUUUUUUAGAUUAUACCGGACGAAUGUUAUCU
Molecule: messenger RNA, 1701 nt
Organism: Cephus cinctus (wheat stem sawfly)
Lineage: Eukaryota; Metazoa; Arthropoda; Insecta; Hymenoptera; Cephidae
Exons: 2
Coding region: 206-523 (105 amino acids)
Source: RefSeq, a predicted model, not a curated record